This is a messenger RNA of Carassius auratus (goldfish), 2328 nucleotides long. RefSeq names its product isotocin receptor. Bases 125 to 1273 code for a protein of 382 amino acids. Gene Ontology annotation, molecular function: peptide binding; vasopressin receptor activity; oxytocin receptor activity. Gene Ontology annotation, cellular component: plasma membrane. The record is from RefSeq and is a predicted model, not a curated record. NCBI's taxonomy places the organism in Eukaryota, Metazoa, Chordata, Actinopteri, Cypriniformes, Cyprinidae. The transcript has 2 exons. Gene Ontology annotation, biological process: cellular response to hormone stimulus; G protein-coupled receptor signaling pathway; regulation of systemic arterial blood pressure by vasopressin.
AUUUUUUAUUAUAGACAUAUGGUGCUAAAUGCACAUCAUAACAGCAUCAUUACACACAUGUGUAACGAUAUAUAACGCGUGAGAGCCGCCACAGCAGCGCGCUCGGACGCGCAUUUUACGCACAAUGGAGAGCCUGCUGAAAGAAACGAUCUUCUGGCCCUUCAACGACUCCUGGGCCAAUUCAAGCAGGGGAAACGACAGCAGGGGACUGAACCAAACCGUAAAUCCUCUGAAGCGCAACGAAGAAGUGGCUAAAGUCGAAGUAACCGUGCUUGGGUUGAUUCUGCUGCUGGCGCUCGUCGGCAACCUGUGCGUCCUUGUGGCUAUCCAGGCGAGUAAACACAGUCAGUCGCGUAUGUACUAUUUUAUGAAACAUCUGAGCAUUGCUGACCUGGUGGUGGCGGUUUUUCAAGUUCUACCCCAACUUAUCUGGGACAUCACCUUUCGCUUUUAUGGACCAGACUUUUUGUGCCGCCUGGUGAAGUACCUACAGGUGGUUGGCAUGUUUGCGUCCACUUACAUGCUCGUGCUGAUGUCUAUCGACAGAUGUUUGGCUAUAUGGCAACCUCUGCGAUCCCUGCGCCGACGAAAGGAUCGUUUUUUCGUACUGGCCUCUUGGAUUAUAAGCCUGCUCUUCAGUUUGCCACAGGUGUACAUCUUCUCCCUCAAAGAGGUGGGUGACGGGGUGUUCGACUGCUGGGGGGAUUUUGUUCAGCCCUGGGGCGCAAAGGCUUACGUUACAUGGAUUAGUCUCACAAUCUAUAUCAUUCCUGUAGCCAUUUUAAGCGUUUGUUAUGGACUUAUAAGUUAUAAAAUAUGGCAAAACUUUAAGCUUAAGACCCGGCGCGACCAGUGCCUGUCGUUGACCCCGCGGCCAGCCAAGGGCACCGCGCUCUCCCGCGUCAGCAGCGUCAAGUUGAUCUCCAAAGCUAAGAUCAGGACGGUGAAAAUGACCUUUGUGAUCGUCCUGGCUUAUAUCAUCUGCUGGACGCCGUUUUUUUCCGUUCAGAUGUGGUCUGCCUGGGAUCCAAUGGCUCCAAGAGAAGCUAUGGCGUUCAUUAUUGCGAUGCUUCUGGCCAGUCUCAACAGCUGCUGUAACCCCUGGAUCUACAUGUUUUUCGCUGGUCAUCUGUUCCGGGAUCUCAUGCAGCGCUGUCUUAUGGCAUCACUCUGUGGCUGUAAGAGGCAAUGGAGAUCUAAGAGCCCUUCAGGCACGGGUGCAAUGAGGAGCACCAGCAGCCAGAAGAGUGUGACACAGUCCUCUACUACAUGAGAGACAAUUGGAAUACAUGCAGUUCAUAUGACCAUAGAACAAUAGACAGAACAACAGAACAAUAACAUAACAUAAGCUAAGGAAUAAUUUCAUGUGAUUUUUACAGGUGUGGUGCAGAUCUCAGUUACAUUAACCAUGGAUAUUCUCCAGUCCUCUUUAGCCUAAAAUGUGUAUCUUUAUAUAAGCACAGCUUGAGUUAUUUGCAUCCAUCUAAUCUUCAAGGCAAUGUUUUUUUUUCUUUUUUUUUUUGUUGUUGUAGGGAGUCAUUUACAUGUGUAUGCUCAAAGGGACAGUUCACCCAAUAACAACAUUUACUGAAAAUGUACACACCCUCAGGUCAUCCGAGAUAUAGAUGAGUUUGUUAUUUUAUUGAAACAGAUUUGGAGAAAUUAAGCAUUACAUCCCUUGCUCACUAGUGGCUCCUCUGCAGUGAAUGGGUGCCAUCAGAAUGAGAGUCCGAACAGCUGAUAAAAACAUCACAAUAUGACUCCAGUCCACUCAUCAUAAUUUGAUUUUCACAUCAUUUGCAGAUCACAUAUCAAUGGGAUUAAAGAAUAUUUGAAGAAUAACUUGGUGCUAUUUUCUUUUGAAGCCAUGCAGAGGGACUACAGGAGUUACUUUAAAUAAUAUUUAAAUUAAAAGCUACUGCAUGAAUUUAGAAGACUUUGAAUUGCCUGCAUUGUUGUACUUGAAUGGACUUUCAUGGUGCUUACAUGAAGCCUGACAACAUGAUAAAACAAUAUGCAGAGAUCAGUUGGAGAAAAAAAGUCAUGCUGAUUUCGAUGUGAGGGUGAGUAGGCUAUAAAUGAUGAGAACAUUUUCAUUCACUGUGACUAUUCCAUGGUUUUGAUGUUCAGCAGUGUUCCUUUACCAGGUUAUUUUUUAUUUUUUUUGUAGAAAUAUCCUGUAAAUAUUGUGCACGCAGCAGCUCAUUCAGGCUGUGAUUCAUUUGAAGAUAAUCUUAUAUUUAUUAAACUCUUUUGUGUUCUAACAAAUGUAUUUGUGGAUAUGUGGAUAUAUGGAUAUAUGAAUGAACAUGAUCGAUCUCUGAUGGA